Manis javanica (Malayan pangolin) is the source of this 1143-nucleotide messenger RNA. The record is from RefSeq and is a predicted model, not a curated record. NCBI's taxonomy places the organism in Eukaryota, Metazoa, Chordata, Mammalia, Pholidota, Manidae.
AUGAGCGAGAAGCCGUGCAGAAGAAAACCUUCACCAAGUGGGUGAAUUCGCACCUGGCCCGGGUGACGUGCCGGGUGGGAGACCUGUACAGUGACCUCCGGGACGGGCGGAACCUCCUGAGGCUCCUUGAGGUGCUGUCAGGAGAGAUACUGCCAAAGCCCACAAAGGGCCGCAUGCGGAUCCACUGCCUAGAGAAUGUGGACAAGGCGCUGCAGUUUCUGAAGGAGCAAAAAGUGCACUUGGAAAACAUGGGCUCCCAUGACAUUGUGGAUGGAAACCACCGCCUGACCCUUGGGCUGGUCUGGACAAUCAUCCUUCGAUUCCAGAUCCAAGACAUCAGUGUGGAGACAGAAGACAACAAGGAGAAGAAGUCUGCCAAAGACGCCCUGCUGCUGUGGUGCCAGAUGAAGACGGCAGGAUAUCCCAAUGUCAACGUACACAACUUCACCACCAGCUGGAGAGAUGGGCUGGCAUUCAAUGCCAUUGUGCAUAAGCACCGGCCAGACCUACUGGAUUUUGAGUCCCUGAAGAAGUGUAAUGCACACUACAAUCUGCAGAAUGUUUUCAAUCUGGCUGAGAAGGAACUGGGACUUACGAAGCUGCUGGAUCCUGAAGAUGUGAAUGUGGACCAACCAGACGAGAAAUCAAUCAUCACCUAUGUGGCUACUUACUACCACUACUUCUCCAGGAUGAAGGCUUUGGCCGUGGAAGGCAAAAGAAUUGGCAAGGUACACCCCACACAGGCUGCAGGCAGAAGGACUGGGCUGGGACCCCANCGCCUGGUGGAGAAGUACGAGUCCCUGGCCUCCGAGCUGCUACAGUGGAUAGAGCAGACGAUUGUGACCCUCAAUGACCGGCAGCUGGCCAACUCCCUGAGUGGGGUCCAGAACCAGCUGCAGUCCUUCAAUUCCUACCGCACAGUGGAAAAGCCACCCAAGUUCACCGAGAAAGGGAACUUGGAAGUCCUGCUCUUCACCAUCCAGAGCAAGCUGCGGGCCAACAACCAGAAGGUCUACACGCCCCGUGAGGGCCGGCUCAUCUCUGACAUCAACAAGGUCCUCAGCCUCCCUUCCUGUCCGCUGCACAUCACACUCCUGGCUCCAGCCCUGACCCCACACUCCUCCUGGCUGCCCGCGACCCUUG